Exaiptasia diaphana is the source of this 465-nucleotide messenger RNA. RefSeq lists its product as uncharacterized. Lineage: Eukaryota; Metazoa; Cnidaria; Anthozoa; Actiniaria; Aiptasiidae. Bases 16 to 387 code for a protein of 123 amino acids. The record is from RefSeq and is a predicted model, not a curated record. The transcript has 3 exons.
GUGUGCUUCUUCCUAAUGCAGAUAAAAUGGAAAAAAUUCGGCUGGAUGACGUUCUUUUUCAAUCUAUCGAUUUACAUCGCCUUUUUGCUCUGCUUCACUUCACUUGUGGUGAUCAUGAGGUCAAAUGAAGAAAGGUUUUGUGGAUUAAAUCCAACUAAUACCAAGGUCUGCACAUCGUCAAUAAUCAUGAAGGGAAAACGAAACUCAACUCUUGCGAAAAAUUCAAUCACAAAGUGGGUGAGUAGUUUUACAGAUAAUACUUUGUCAACGUGUGGAAACUGUGCAUUUGCUAUAAGUUUUGCGUGCGUUUCAGUAAUUUUCGCGGUGUCGGAGGAAUUCGUAAAUAGUUCGGAGGACUUCGUAAGUACUUUGGAGGGGCACUGGUGAAAAACACACUGGACAUGUCCACAGCUUUACCGCUAAAUCUGACUAAUUUCCUUUGUAAAGCGAUUUUUGGGAAAUUUA